Fopius arisanus is the source of this 3231-nucleotide messenger RNA. RefSeq names its product zinc finger protein 502-like. The transcript has 2 exons. Bases 307 to 2760 code for a protein of 817 amino acids. Gene Ontology annotation, cellular component: nucleus. Gene Ontology annotation, biological process: regulation of gene expression. NCBI's taxonomy places the organism in Eukaryota, Metazoa, Arthropoda, Insecta, Hymenoptera, Braconidae. The record is from RefSeq and is a predicted model, not a curated record.
AAAUCCUCACCAGUGCAAAAAAAUUCCUUAGUUACAUAUAAAUUCGCAAAAUAUUGAGAGAAACAUUAAUAAAAUGUGUUUAAUUGUGAAAAAUUGCUAAAAAAAACCACCGGAAUAGCUGAAUUUUCCCUCAUAAAUAUAAAAAUAAAAGAUAUCUUCAGGCUUUCUGCGGGGCAUAUCUUGAGUUUUGGCGAAUAUAUAUGACGAAUCAGCGAUUACGUUCCGAUAUGUCGGCUGCGGAUACCCCAGCCACUUUAAUGUGAAAGAAGUGAAGGAUUUUUUUGUUCAAUUAAUUGAAAUUACAUAAUGGAACGAUCGGACAAUGAGCAAUACGUAACUUACUCUUUGUCAUCCGUCCAUGACAUUGAGCAGGCGAUAAUUUCUCAUGAGGAAGUGUGUGAACCAGCGGAAUCACUCAUGAACCACGAGAGCCAAGAGGAGAUUCUCUGUGAGAAAUCCUCUGACGAGGACGACAACUCUGUUGUUUACCCGAUGUACAUAAAACAAGAGGGUACCCCUCAGUAUACAUCCGGUGAUGAUGAAUCAAUGGCGGUGGAGGCUUUGCGUCAAUUAGGGGGAAUGUACCCUCAAUUUGACGGUAAAAAGACAUCGAAUUACAAAGUAAUGAACACUUUCAAAGAUUCUGAGAUUGAUGAAAAUAAUCUCUCUCCUGGUGAUAACAAUCCUUUUGAUUACACUGAUAAAAAUAUUGGAGAAGAUGGGGAGAGUAAGAAUUCAUGUCCAGAGAGAGAAUCAGAGCCAGAACCAGAAUCAGAAGGGGUGUAUUGUAGGAAGAAUUCUGGUAAAUUUUCAUGUCAAACGUGCGGUGAUAAAUUUGAGAGAAGAUUAGACUUGAACAAUCACAUGGUUUGCCAUCAGGUAGAUCGUCCCCAUGCGUGCAGAACUUGUGGCAAUCUCUUCCGCUCUAAAUCAAGUCUGCACACCCACAUGUCCCAAGUUCAUAAUAAUCAAGAAAAAUGUCACAAGUGUUCGAUCUGUGGGGCAAAUUUUCAGAGACCAUCAUCUCUAUCCAAUCACAUGAAAAUCCAUACGUACGUGGCAGGAAGGGCUUUGAUGUCCCAAUCGGAUAAUUUGUCCGAGUCGUCAUCAGUAGUCCCUCAGCAAAACUAUCAAGUAGCACAGGUAAAUUGGCAGAGUUACGCAUUUCAGAGCGAUCAGAGUGAUCAGAGUGGAGCUCUGGGACAAGAUAAAUUGGACCUCCAGGAGUUUACGGUAUUGCCGAAUGGAGAGGUCGCACAAUUUGAAUAUCCUCACAAUUACAAUAUCAGUCUUGUAUCCAAUAGCUUUCCAACAAAUUCCGAGACUCUUGUCAAAGCAGAGAGUCUACCCUUCGAUAGCCAAAAAAAAACUUGCCAAUUUGUAACAGUUCAAGUUACAGAUCAGAAACAGCCACAAUUUACCUGCAAUAAUUGUGGUGCUACUUUCUCAAGAGCAACAUCACUGACUUCUCAUCAAAAAAUUCAUAAUCAGAGGGCAUUAAUACCCGCUAAAUCAUGGACAAUGCCCAUAGAGUGUCAAUUCUGCGAUAAACAAUUCCAGGACAACAAUCAUCUGGCUUCUCAUCAUACAACGUGCGCCAAAAAAUUGAUGCUCAAUAACGGAGGAGAUAAUGCAAAUGGGAAUGGAAAAUGGUCGAAGCAUGCUUGCAACGAGUGUGGAAAAAAAUUUACAACCAAGCAGAAGAUGUUUCGACAUCAAUGGAUACACAGAAAAAAAACUCACUCUUGCGAGGUAUGCGGUGGACAAUUUGAGAAGCAGAAUCAACUGGACAAGCACAGAUUAUCAGCACAUCCAGGUAUAUCUCCGUUCACGUGUUCCGAAUGUGGUAAAUGUUUUGUAUCGCGACAGGGCUUGUGGGAACAUACAAGGACACACGCCGACGGCCCAGCACAUUUUCAAUGCGACACUUGUUCAAAGACUUUUUCAUCGAGACAGGGUUAUUUGAUACACCACAGGACCCACACGGGUGAGCGACCAUAUGGCUGUAAAUUUUGCUGGAAGGCAUUUCGAGAUGGUGGAACAUUGAGAAAGCACGAGAGAAUUCAUACGGGGGAGAGACCACAUGUAUGUCCUCUGUGCUCAAGAGCAUUCAAUCAGAAGGUUGUCCUGAGGGAGCAUGUCAGGUGGGUUCAUGCCGCUGGAAAAAAUGACACAGAAGUCGUUGGGCCACCAUUCCCCUGUCCACUUUGUGGUGCUCUCAAUCAAGAUCGAGAUGAACUCUGCGCUCAUAUCGUUAAACAUUCAGAUCAGAUGAUUGCUGAGGCUAAGGCGAGAACCACUAUAGAUCCCAUGAGCAUCAAGAGUGUUAAGAAGAAAGCAAAUGCCAAGCGCAAGGCCAAGACCGAUCUGUCUAAGCAAAAAAUCGCCAAGGUACAAGUUGAGGGACAUUUGAUACAGAAGGAUGGUGAGACCGUUCUUCUUGUUUCUACUGGAGAACAACCAAGGGAAGAAGGAGAAAAACAAAUUAUUUCACAAGAACAUCUCAAUGAUGUCCUGAGGGUACAGUUUAUUGAUGAUCGACAGAGCACUCUGCAGAUCAUUAGCAAGGAGAAUGAAGCUCUGCCUGUAUUAACCCUUCCCAAUGAAGAUGACGGCUUUGCGGGGCAAGUCGAGGCCACUGAUGAGGGAGUCUAUCAGGAGAGCGAUGAUGAACCUGAAAUGGAUCUUAUCUGUGGCAUAUGCGGUGACGAAUUCGGUGAUAAGAAUAUUCUUAUGGAGCAUGUGAAAAUUCAUAUUUAAAGGGAAGAUAUUUGGUGAUAAUUGCUUAUUUAAUUGUGAUAUUAUUAUGAACAUGUGAAAUAUCUUGGGAUGUUUUUUAUACACAUCUGUCAAUGUGAUAAAUGUGAAUGUGUUCUAUUGAAUGACUAAUGAAGAAUUGUUAUUUCAGGCACGUCAUUAGUUUAAAAUUGGCUACAUGGCCUGCAAAUAAUUUAACAAUUGAAUCAAUUUUUUUCUUCUCAAUUGAAAUCUAUAUCGAGGAAAUUUAUUUGACAGAAUAUCACUUUGAAAUUUUAUGAGAAAUUGUUGCUACUGAAAAGUACAUGACUCAGAGAAUUAUACAUAAAGCUAUAUAUAGUGUGUUAUAUAUUAUAACUGUAUAUAUUGUAGAAGCGAAAAAGACCAUUGUAAUUAUAUUUAAAUAAUAGUUCAAGGUAAUUAUCCUCCUAAUAUAUAAAAUUGAGCGAAAAAUUAAAUUUUUAUGUUACAUGA